Molecule: messenger RNA, 1284 nt
Organism: Aspergillus steynii IBT 23096
Lineage: Eukaryota; Fungi; Ascomycota; Eurotiomycetes; Eurotiales; Aspergillaceae
Product: glycerate kinase family protein
Exons: 2
Coding region: 61-1284 (407 amino acids)
Molecular function (GO): glycerate kinase activity
Source: RefSeq, a predicted model, not a curated record
ACACUCGAAUUCGAUUAUUCUUACUGCUAUUAUCCACCGAGUCAUUCAAAGUUUAUCGCAAUGAGAAUACUCGUUUGUCCUUCCGGCUUCAGAGGUAGCAUUAGUCCGCAUACUGCCGCAGACUGCAUCCAGGAUGGCAUUUUGCGUGCCAUGCCCACAACCUCAGUGCGGAAGGUACCUAUGGCGGAUGGCGGGGAGGGAUUCGCCUAUGCCCUUGUUACCGCAACGGAAGGACAUAUCUGCCCACUCCAGAUUCUGGGUCCUGCCAGAACACCGAUCCCGUCUUUCUACGGGGUCCUAGGAGGCAAAGGCCUCAAGACUGCAGUGGUUGAGAUCGCUGCCGCUGCCGGACUUAGCCUUGUACCUUUUGACUGUCGCAAUCCCUGCGUCACGACCAGCUUUGGUGUGGGACAACUGAUAGCGGCGGCAUUAGAUGACGGCGUGGAGCGCAUCAUAGUGGGGUGCGGUGACUCUGGAGUUAGUGAUGGAGGCGUCGGCAUGCUUCAAGCUCUGGGGGCACGGUUCCUCGAUAGAGAUGGUAAAGAAUUGCCCAUAGCGAGCGGUGGGCAAUCUCUCCUCUCGCUUGCCAAGAUCGACGCUGGCGGGUUGCAUCCCGGCUUGCAGGCCGUCGACAUCGAGGUGGCCUGCAACUGGAAAAAUGUCCUGUGCGGACCAUUGGGCGUGGCACGCGUAUACGGACCUCAAAAGGGAGCCACUCCAGAACAGACCGAAUUGUUAGCGGCAUCGUUGGACACUUUUGCCCUCGUGGCCAAGCAAUCCAUCGGGGUCGAAGUAUCAAAUGCACCUGGGAGUGGUGCAUCCGGCGGGCUAGGGGCAGCCUUCAUGCUCUUGGGUGCGACGCUGCGGCCACGAUACGAAGCCAUCAUGCAAUAUUUCAACAUCGCCGAUCUGUUCGACAAAUGCGAUUUAGUAUUCACGGCGGAGGGCGGAAUUGAUGACCAAACCCCCAGAGGCAAAAUCCCAGCCGAAGUGGCCAUGCGUGCCAAACAGCAUGGCAGGCCCGUGAUUGUGCUUGCGGGUUCGAUUGGGAACGACGCCCGAGUCAACUAUGAAGUUGGAAUCAAUGCAUACGCGUCCAUUCUGCAGCGACCGUCUACGCUCGACGAGGCGAUCGUGGAAACUGAGCGACUGCUGGCGGAGAGUGCGGAGGCUGCCAUGCGCAUGGUGGUGAUUUCACAUGACCAGAUGGGUCUGGUUGGACCGGAUGAUAACAGAAAUUGUAUGGGCUCGGGGGAAUACAGGCGUCUGGCAGAGGCAGAAUGA